AGCUAUAAGGAGAGAAUAGACGUUUCUCUAAUUUUUUUUCUUGGUCUUACGAAUGCGAAAAAAGCGCGGGAUUAGACGUUUUAGAAAAUUGUCAAAGUUAGGAAAUUAUUGAAAAAAAAAAUAUAUUCUACGUCAAAAACUGCUUGUACAUACUUUGAAAGUGUACAAUCUGUACGAAGAAAUAAGUAAUAAAAACGAGUAUCUAAUAAUAAAAAACAAGUUGGUGGAUAAGAAUUUUUUUUACCGACACUCGUGCGCUGCUUUCUACGAAUCUACGUAAAAUUCGUUUUUAAUACUUUGGCGAAUGCUGGAAUGUAAACUAGGUUAGGUUAUGCUUGACAUCUUUAUAUGUUUUUAACGGUAAAAGAGAGAAAGUGUUUGCCUUUAGAGAUACUACCAAUUUACUAUCGUAUAUUCUGUGAAUUUUCUUCGCGAAAAGUUCGCAUUUACGAAGAUGUUGCGAAGAGUAAACAGUUUAUUACAAAUUGUUGCUUGUGGACAGAAAAUGAGCAGCAGAAAUUUAAACUUUGUACCUAUCGUAGUGGAACAAAGUGGACGUGGUGAACGCGCGUAUGACAUUUACUCACGCCUUUUAAAGGAGAGAAUUAUUUGUCUCAUGGGUCCGAUUACGGAUGAUGUAUCUUCCGCGGUAGUUGCUCAACUUCUUUUCUUGCAAUCGGAAAGCAGUAAAAAUCCGAUUCAUUUGUAUAUCAACUCACCUGGUGGUAGUGUAACGGCAGGGCUAGGAAUAUACGAUACUAUGCAAUAUGUCCUUCCACCUGUCUCUACGUGGUGCGUGGGUCAAGCAUGUUCUAUGGCUAGUCUACUUUUAGCUGCUGGAACUAAAGGCAUGCGUCAUUCUUUACCAAAUGCUAGAAUCAUGACGCAUCAACCGUCGGGAGGAGUACAAGGUCAAGCUACAGAUAUUCAAAUCCAAGCUUUGGAAAUUAUCAAAUUGAAAAAACAAAUCAAUGAAUUAUAUGUAAAACAUACUGGACAAGAUUUAGAAAAAAUAGAAAAGGGUAUGGAGAGAGAUAACUUUAUGAGUCCGACAGAAGCUAAGGAAUUUGGAAUAAUAGACAAAGUGUUGGCCCAUCCUAUGCAAGAAGAAUCUGCAGAAACAAUAGAGAAUACAAUAAGUGCAACGACAAAGCCUUAAUAUCAUUGAAUAGGACACAGGUAUACAAAUUUGGUUUCAUUGUUGUAACAAAUGCAUUAAAAAAAUGUAUUUAUCAAUAUUUAAUAUAAACUAUUUAUAAAACAAUUAUAAACUAUAUUCUAUUCAACUGUGCUUGUGCAAGGGAUAUAUUUACCCUUUUUCAAAUUUUGGUAUAUACUAAUUUAUAACAGAGAGAGAGAGAGGAGAAUAUCAUUGCAGAGAUAAUGUGACUGCCUAUAUUCUUUCUUUGCGAUAUAUCUUCAUAAUUAAAGACAAGCAUGUAUGUUGCUAAAAAGCAAGUGUUUAUAACUUGCAACGUAUGAAAAAACCUAUUCACCUUAAAAUAUAAUAUGAUAUGUUAAAAGUUUGCUUCUAUUGAAGUUUUAUAGCUUAAUAUAUAAUUGCGAAUUACUUAAA
This is a messenger RNA of Camponotus floridanus (Florida carpenter ant), 1576 nucleotides long. It is a transcript of the gene ClpP, whose product is annotated as ATP-dependent Clp protease proteolytic subunit. The transcript has 4 exons. The record is from RefSeq and is a predicted model, not a curated record. Gene Ontology annotation, cellular component: endopeptidase Clp complex. Bases 455 to 1159 code for a protein of 234 amino acids. Gene Ontology annotation, molecular function: serine-type endopeptidase activity; ATPase binding; ATP-dependent peptidase activity. Gene Ontology annotation, biological process: protein quality control for misfolded or incompletely synthesized proteins. NCBI's taxonomy places the organism in Eukaryota, Metazoa, Arthropoda, Insecta, Hymenoptera, Formicidae.